Molecule: messenger RNA, 434 nt
Organism: Ilex paraguariensis (yerba mate)
Lineage: Eukaryota; Viridiplantae; Streptophyta; Magnoliopsida; Aquifoliales; Aquifoliaceae
Source: the annotation of a GenBank genome assembly
UCCACUCUGUAAUUAUUGGAAUUUCCUUGGGUGCUUCUGAAACUCCAAAAACCAUAAGGCCUCUUGUGGCUGCCUUGACAUUUCAUCAAUUUUUUGAGGGCAUGGGACUUGGUGGAUGCAUAGCUCAGGAAAAAUUCAAAUUUUGGGUUGUUGCAAUAAUGUUGGUGUUCUUCUCUCUGACAAACCCGAUUGGUAUCUUAAUUGGCAUUGGAAUAACAAACAUUUACAAGCAGAACAGCCCAACUGCUCUGAUCGUUGAAGGGGUUUUAAACGCAGCAUUAGUAGAGAUAUUGAUCUAUAUGGCACUUGUGGAUCUUCUCUCAGCAGAUUUUAUGAACCCAAGAAUGCAGAACAAUGGAAAGCUUCAGUUACAGGCUAAUGUUUCCCUCCUCUUUGGUGCUGGCUUCAUGUCUCUCUUGGCUAAAUGGGCUUAA